Messenger RNA from Harmonia axyridis, 3393 nucleotides. It is a transcript of the gene Sap-r, whose product is annotated as prosaposin. NCBI's taxonomy places the organism in Eukaryota, Metazoa, Arthropoda, Insecta, Coleoptera, Coccinellidae. The transcript has 15 exons. Gene Ontology annotation, cellular component: lysosome. The coding region runs from base 296 to 3097 and encodes 933 amino acids. The record is from RefSeq and is a predicted model, not a curated record. Gene Ontology annotation, biological process: sphingolipid metabolic process.
CGUCGGCUUCGUUAAUAUGUGAAUUGUGACUAAUUUGAUUAAUAUUUCUAGAAUUGAUUAAUACUUUUCGCUUUAAUACAAUCUUUCAGUAAUUUCAAUAGAAAAUUAUAAGCAUUUCUCGUCGGUGACGUUAAGUAUCACGUGAUUGAUAAAAUGCGCAGCGCAUUCUGAAUCUAUUUUGUUUCUGUUGAUCAUAGGAAGUACCGAACUGUUUGUUUUCGUUUUGAUCAAAAAUUUGUUGUGAAGCGGUGAAGACAGUCGAUUCCUAUCUGACCGAAAAGUACCCAACAUCAAGAUGAAGAUUCUCUUCUUCGUCGCAGCGUUUAUAGCCCUAUCGUCAGUUGAUGCAAAAGCUCCACUAUUAGGAGCGAAGGAAUGUACUUGGGGCCCUUCUUAUUGGUGUAAGAACUUGACAUCAGCAGCAUCUUGCCAUGCCACCAAGCACUGCAUACAGACCGAUUGGAUGCAUAGGCAGCUUCCUCCAGACAACAGCAACAUCUGCCAGACAUGUCUGGACAUGGUCAAGCAGGCGAGAGAUCAGCUACUCAGCAAUGAGACCCAGGAGUUGAUCAAGGAGGUGUUCGAGGGCACCUGCAAACUCAUCCACUUCAAGCCGGUAGUCAAGGAAUGCGACAAGAUCGUCGACAACUUCAUACCCGACCUCAUCGACACUCUCGCUUCGGAGAUGAACCCCCAGGUGGUGUGCUCUGUGGCGGGCCUGUGCAACAACCAGGAGUACCUUAAGAGCCUGGAAGAAUCGACCAGUAGCACCCUCAGACCCACCACUCGCCAACUAGGUGACGUUACACCUUGCGAAGGAUGUCAGACUGUCGUCAGCGUGAUGGAGAAGAGGUUCAACAGCAUGUCCAAGGACGAGGUCUUGCACGGCUUUCUCAUGAUGUGCAGGCACACCGGCAGCCUGUCCGAUGCUUGCAGCAACAUAAUCCUGACCUACUUCACCGAGAUCUACGAUCACAUCAAGGAACACCUGAACCCCGGUGAGGUGUGCAUCCUGUCGGGAGAAUGCAGCGCCCUCUACCAUCGCCACGACGAACCACAGAGUGUACAGAUCACUCCAAUCUCCAACAUAGGUUUUGUGCCAGUCGGUGUUAACGACGACCUCACUUGCGAGUUCUGCGAACAGCUGGUGAAGCAUCUGAGGGAUCUGCUAGUGGCCAAUACUACCGAGGAAGAGUUCAAGAAAGUGUUGGAAUCCCUGUGUAGGCAGACCAGAUCUUUCUCCGACGAGUGCGUUGGAUUGGUCGACCAAUACUACGAGUUCGCCUAUCAAUUCUUGAUCGAAGAACUGAACGGUACCGCCGUCUGCGCCAUGGUUGGCAUCUGCCCCAGAGGAUCGGGAUACGAGAAUGUUCCUAUUGUACCUCUGCUGCCGUACGAAACCGCAGACGCUCUAGAAAUCAGCCCCGUUCCCAAGAAACCAACUCUGGCAAGGGUGCCUCUUACCAAGAAUACGCCUUCCAUUAAGAUAAUUUACGAUCCACCAGCUUUGGGCAGGCCCGAAGAUGCUCAGCUACCUAUAGACCUCCUCAUGCCUGACAACAACCAGCUGUUCAACAAGCAAGUGUGCGAGUUCUGUCAGUUCUUCUUGCACUACGUCCAACUGGCCAUCACCGAUCCCAGAACAGAGGAACAGAUCAAGACGGUGGUGGAUAAAGCUUGCAACGAGCUACCUACCUCCAUUAACCAAACCUGCAGGAAUUUCGUUGACACCUACGAACCGGCCUUGGUCUCCCUAUUGGCCCAAGAGAUCGACCCCUCUGAAAUAUGUCCAUUGGUCAGGGCCUGUCCUUCAGAAGAUGUAAGGGAUGUGGACGUGUUCAUGCAGGAAGAGACCGGAGAUAACUCCAAGUGCCCCCUCUGUCUGUUCGCUGUCACGAAGUUGGAGGAGAUGGUUAAGGACAAUAAGACCGAGGCUGAAAUCAAGGCAGCUCUUGAUAAACUUUGCACGAAACUACCAAAGGAGUUGUCUGGCGAAUGUCAGGCUUUUGUCGACACUUACACUGACCAAUUGGUGGGUAUGUUGAUUGCUGAUCUGAACCCUCAGGAGGUUUGCGUUUACUUGAAGCUUUGCACGGAUAACAAACCAGCUCCGCCUGUGAUGAAGCCAUUGCCGAAACCAGUUAUGUUCUCUGGUCAAAUAGAUACCAAUGCUAUUUUGGACAACACUUAUGAUGGAGUCAUCAUCGAUAUCGAACCAUUCAACAAAAACGAGAAUGUUGGAAGUAUUCAGUGUUAUGUAUGCAAGAAAGUAAUGGAACUGCUUUUGAAGGAAGUCAGUGAUAUGACUGAUGAGCAAGUUCUCCUGGACUUUUUCAAAAAGGUAUGCCCCUUGAUACCUGACGUCGACAACAAUGAAUGCGCUGAUUUCAUACAAAAAUACGGCGAUACUAUCAUCAAAUUUUUGAGAGACGGAGUGGCGCCAGAGGAAAUUUGCUCCGUAAUGCAAAUUUGCGGAACCAGACAGCUUCAACUCAUGAGAGGAUAUGAAAUGGUUUAUCCCGUGCAGACAGCAGUGAAAGCUAACAAUGCAGAAUGUAUUAUAUGUAAGAUAAUCAUGCAGGAAAUUGAUAAUGAGCUCAAAACAAAUGAGCAAAGCUUAGAGGAUACUGUACGCAAUGUUUGCCAACAUUUACCUGACAUUUGGAAGAAAGAUUGUACUGCUUUUGUUAGAGAUUACGGUGACACCAUAAUUCAAGCUCUUAUCCAAGUUCUAGAACCUAACGAUAUAUGCCCCUAUCUGAAGUUGUGUAAACCCGCAGAAAUGGAAUUGAAGACAGAAGUAACAACAUUACCUUCUCCUUUCUUUUCUGAUGAUGCACCGAAAGAUGACUGCUAUAUGUGCAAAAGAAUAUCUUGGGCCAUGUCCAAAAUAUUGUCUAACCCAAAAACCCAGCAUGACAUGAAACAUGUGUUGGCAAAAACUUGCAGGGCUAUACCUGUUCGUAACCGUAAGCAGUGUCAAGAUAUCUUGGAGAGAAAAGGAAAGGACAUUUAUAACUUAUUGAUUCACAAGAGUGACAAGAGAACUAUUUGCGUCAAGGUCGGACUUUGUAAGAAGGCUGAACUCGAAGUUUAGAUGGUACUUAAAAAUAUUAUUUUUAGAAGUGCCAAAAUAUGAUGAUUGUUUCAAAGUACGAAAUUCUGUAAUUUACAAGUACUACUUAGCUUUAAGGAUAUUACAAGACUUUCAUUUAAUUUUACUCUGUAACGAUGCCUGAAUUUAUCUUGUUUUAUUUUAAUGAUUGAUAUGAGGAAAAUACGUAAACUCUGGAAACUAUGUUUCUUUAUCUUUCAAUUUUUGGUUGUGAUUAUAUUAUAUUUUAUAACCAUGUUGUAAUAUUCAUUGAAUUGUUUAAUAAAGAAUUAACCUCA